AUGGAGGAUGGAAGAAAUGAUAUGCAUUUGAAUGAUCGGCUUAAAGCCAUUGUGGAAGUCGAGAAAAAUAUCGAUGAAUUGAUGAGAUGCGCUCGAGAUACAAUUCAGGAAUUGGCGAAGGAAAAGCAGUUGAGCAAGAAUAAAAUGGAGGAUUCGGCGAGUAAUUUUCGAAAACUCCUAACCUCGAUUGACACAGAGCUGACAAGUCAAAUGCAAUAUUUGGGGAACGUGUGUGUCGGCUCAUCGCAUCAAGGAUCGACAUUUGUUUCUGUACAAAACUCGAAUCUGGCGAAACAAUCGAAUUCGAUAAUGCAUGAUGCUGUAGUGGGAGUGGUGUCGAAGUUCGAAAAACCACCAACUAAAACGGAAGCGAGCUCCGAUGUUGAGUCGGCGGCGCCGAAUGAGCUGCAGAUGGAUCAAUCAUAAUAUUUGAUGAACGGCUCAAUCGAAGGACCGAGCACAUCGACGGAGUCAAACAAUAUUCGAAAACGGCGGCAUUCAAAUGAUGACAGUAGUCUACGGACUUCGACUUACGGUAAAGAUGCGUGGCGAAAUAGUCGGCGAAUUUCAAUUGAUCCCAUAUCUGAGCCGGACAUUCUGAUUUCAACUCCGCCGGACCCGUAUAUUGAACAUAUCAAAGCGACCUAUCAUAAAACUUCGCUGGCGAAACUUUGUAAAAAAAGCGAAGGCAAUGAUGAAGACGACGACAUUUGUACCGAGGAAGUCAAAGAUCGACUCUUGCGACACCCGCAAACGAUCUCGAUGCGAUUGUUGACGUGUUUGGCGCCGUUGUGUGGGCGGAGUUUCGAGAUUCUCGAAGUUCUCGCGUUUCAUUGCGCUUACGCGCACCAGAAUAUUGAUAGCAAAUUGCUAAUCGACCGCACGUGCCUCCUUUGUGGAAAAUCAUGGGAAUCGGUGAAGGGAAAACUGAGCCAUAUGACGACGAAACAUCGCGAAUACUCGGAACUUCACAAUUAUCAGUGUGUUCGACAGCGAGCUGCAGUGUAUGCGCUGAACGCUCCAGGAGUGCGACGAAUCACUUCCCGAGAGGAGCAGACGGUGUAA
Messenger RNA from Caenorhabditis bovis, 1065 nucleotides. NCBI's taxonomy places the organism in Eukaryota, Metazoa, Nematoda, Chromadorea, Rhabditida, Rhabditidae. The record is from the annotation of a GenBank genome assembly.